AUGUCUCCGAUCCCAACGCGCAUGCCGGCAACGGCCUCUAUGGCCCCCAGCUCCGCCGCCACAGCAUCGUCAGCCGAUGACGCUAAUGGACUCGAAAGUCGCUGGCCUCUUCGACCGCCGCUGGAUUUCCGCAAAGGCAGCAGCGAGGAAACAGCUCACCCCGCGCAUCAUCGCAGCAGGCACGCUCGCCAGUCCCCCACAUCCGCCUCCUCGCACUCCAGGAGCCACUCCCCGCCCAUUGCCUCUCACUUGGCUUCACAACAGUCCCCGUCUGGCGAACACGGAAGCGAUGGCGCUGCGGCUCCCGUCAUCCCCUGCCAUGCGGUAUCCGCGCUGACGAGCACGCCGGCAGAGCUGUUGUCAGACGGCGUUGCGCUCGAUGCCCUCCACCUCAGAGAUGGUCAAGGACUCCACCACUCCGUUGCCAUGAGCAGCUCAGCGGUGCUGGAACACUAUCACGUACUCGAGCUGGAAGAGCAGCUGCAAUACUGGCGGCAGCGGGCGCUACACAUGGAGAGUCGAGAGCUACAGCGCGAGCACGCGCUCCAGACAUGGUGGAAGGCGGAGUUUGCCACUGCGCAAGCCUCGUCAAAGACGCUCAUACGGAAGCUGCUUGACAAGGUGCACCGUCUUCAAAAACAGCUGAAUCUUCAGAAGACAAUGCGGCAGCACAUGGCGGGGCGAGGGCAACAGUGGAGAAGUAGCAGCGCGUCCAUGGACUCCUCUUCCACAACUCUGAACUCAUUCACUCCCGGCAGCAGCGGCCACCACAUGCAGAAGCAGCAGCGACGGCGUCGUGGUUAUCGUCACAACUCGAGACGGCUAGAGAAGAAGGAUCACUACCCCUCACCACCUACCGCUGUAUGCCACCGCAGCGGCAGUGAGAACGACAGUACGCACGACACACCGAGCAGCUCUGAUACAAACGAUGUGACUCACCUGCGCCGCGUUGUCUCCCAGUUGGCAGACGAGAACGCUUCACUGCUACAGUCGCUCGCUGCGCUGCACUGGGAGCAGCAGGAGUCAGACCGCAACCGCAGCGCUGCAAAUGCCUCAGAGGGCCGUGCCAUGCACAAUGGCAAGCCGCUCACACCAACACUCCAGGCGCACCUCCGCGAACUCUGUCGUGCCGCGCUUGGCUGUAUGUCGCGCAGCAGCGAGCUGCACGAGUGCCGUGCCGCGCUCUACGGGAAAUACACUGGCAAUAAGGAAACGACGAGCAACGGCGAUCUCGAAGUGCAGAAAGGUGCGCGCGUUGUCCAGGCCCUCCUGGACGAGCUAAGUGGACGGCAAGCGAGCGAUGCAUCGUCAUCACUGGUUCAGUCGCUGCUGGUGCUGCGAAGCGCGCUCGAGCACCUCAACGCAGUGCUUCUCGCUUGUGUGGACGACCUAGUACUCGCCAGUAGCCAACUCACGCCCACCUCCCCUGCUGCCUCUGCGCCGCCGCCGCCGCCACAGCAGCAGCAGCAGCCACGAGACGAGCACCGCAGCACAGACCUUGAGCAGCUUCGUCAGGCUCGCGCCGCUCUUUUCCAAGAGCAGCAGCGCCGCGCCACUGCACAUCCGGCUUUGGGUGCCGCCACGCGCGACAUGCAGAAUCUUGCACAGGUGCAGCAGGACAACGUCUCGCAACUCAAGGUUGAAGCGCGCACCUUGGCGGAGCAAGUGCAGCAAGAGUCCCGUGCCGCUCUGGUACACACGCAAGCAGCUCUACAGCGCGACGACGUCGCGACAACGCGUUGCACCAAUGCGGCAGAGCACCAGUCCACGUUGCACGCCCAACGAGAGGCACAGUGGCAGACACAACUGUCGGCGUUGACGGACAAGCGCAACGGCUAUCCCCGGGAAUAUGCGCUGCUGAGGAGUCGGCGUGCAACCCUUCAGCAUGCUCGCAACGCAACCGCAGCAGAGCGGACGGGGCAGCAGCAGGGAAGAGAUGACAAGGUCGCGCUGAUGCGUCAGUCGCAUGCAAACGCUCGCCACCCUGUAGCGCUGCUGUCAAAGCCCGCGUCGGCGGCGGCGCCAAGGAAUGGAGUGGAAGCGAAAGCGACUCGAGCGGCGUCCGAGUUGGAGCUGCUGCCGCUGGGCACCUCCUCAUCUGCGCCACACGUCAUGUGGACUGACGUCCAGCGGAAUCGACUCACGCCAAACACCCAGCCCAGCGGGUUUAGUGGCACAUCAUGGGUACCUCUCAGCCCCAGUCGAUCACUGAGCUACUCGCCUCCGCCGAGUUCCAAUAAGGAACCACAGAACGCACCGGGACCAGGCGCAGGCGACACUGCACGGACACACAGUGCGCGCCUGACAACUGGCGUCAGCACGGCGGAUUCUGGUGCGCCGAGGCUUCUGUCAAACUUUCCCACCCCUCCCAUAGACGUCGUACAGCCGUCAGUGCUCGCGGCGCCAGAGCGUAGCGGCUAUGCCGACGUGAAAGCGCUAGCGCAGCGGCCCUACGACAACAACAGCGAAACAGGAGGAGAGGCCGGUGCGCCUGGCCACUGCACACCUUUGGCGAAGAUGAGGGCAUGGGAGGAGAAGUUCAAGGCCAUCUUGCGCCAUGCGUGA
Leishmania braziliensis MHOM/BR/75/M2904 is the source of this 2565-nucleotide messenger RNA. RefSeq lists its product as hypothetical. NCBI's taxonomy places the organism in Eukaryota, Euglenozoa, Kinetoplastea, Trypanosomatida, Trypanosomatidae. The record is from RefSeq and is a predicted model, not a curated record. The coding region runs from base 1 to 2565 and encodes 854 amino acids. The transcript has a single exon.